This is a messenger RNA of Paecilomyces variotii, 2526 nucleotides long. RefSeq lists its product as hypothetical. The record is from RefSeq and is a predicted model, not a curated record. Gene Ontology annotation, molecular function: metal ion binding; RNA binding. Gene Ontology annotation, cellular component: nucleus. Gene Ontology annotation, biological process: box C/D snoRNP assembly. Lineage: Eukaryota; Fungi; Ascomycota; Eurotiomycetes; Eurotiales; Thermoascaceae. Bases 119 to 2278 code for a protein of 719 amino acids. The transcript has 2 exons.
UCGGUCGACGGAGGGAACUUUUGGAAGAUUGCCCACGAUUUUCUGCUUCAGAUGAAGUGGGAGAAUGGAUUCUGCUGUCCUGGACAUCGAAGGUCCAGGUGAGUGAGCUCCUCGCGCGAUGACCUCCCAGGGCUUUUCGUUUCCUCCUCCCCCUCCUCCGCCUCCGCCGCAACAGAGCUUCCCGACUGGUCCUACACCUCCAUACGGACAAGCCGCCAACUAUGUUCCGCGGGGUGGACGAGGCGCUGGCGGGCAAUAUCGGGGACGGGGACGCGGAUAUGGGAAUCGGGGUGGUCGAGGAGGGUAUCAUGGCUCCUCUGAUCCUAGUUACUCUGGAAAUUACCAUACGAAUGCGAACUCUCUAGCUAAUCAAAGCUACUCUCCCGUCAAUUACGGUGCAUAUCCUCCACCUUUCCCAGCGGCAUCAAAUCACGCGUCAUCCUCGCCCUACAAUGCUGCUCAGUCCUCGCAAUACCAGGCACCCCACGCUCAGCCGGGCUAUACUCAUCCACAAACUUACUCCGCAACGACACCGUACUCGCGUCGUCCAAGCUACGAUGCAGGCUAUGGCAGCUCCAACCAACGGCAACCCCAGUCUCCCCCGUAUGCGGCUGCAACGCCCUCCUACGUUCCCCCUGUUCCUGGUCAACAGGCGGUGUCAGUAUCGGCGCCGGUAAUGGGCCCGCCGCUGCGCUGGGGAUUUGAAGAUCGCAGUUCAGCAGGUUACACUGGAACUCAUCGUGGUGCUCAUGGCCCCCACGGACCUCGAACAUCCAACGCAUACAGCCAACAUUCUACUUUUUCCGGUCAGGGUCAGAAGAGGCCACACGCAUCUGCCUUUGGAAAGCCGGCGACAACGGCACCGCGAGUACCUGCACCGCCAGCAGUUCCCAGCUUUGGCAACCCGUUACCGUCCAAGCCUCCGCCUGCGGUUGAUGCUACGCGGAAACCCAAAAAGAAAAAACGCCGUCAUAACCAGCUUGGCCUCACACCCAAGACGGACGAGCACGAAUCCAGCGAGGAGGAAGAUGACGUUGACGAGGAAGCAAGGCUGGCCCAGAGCGGCGAGGCUGGGUCUUUACGGUUCACGUACAAAGGGAGAACAUCGACCCUGCAGUCACAGGCGGACAUUGCAGCUUGGAUCGAGGAACGAAAGAAGCGUUUCCCCACGAAACAACGGGUAGAGGAGCGCAAGAAGGCGCAGGAGGAAGCACAACGAGCACGCAACGAGGCCCUGAAGCAGAAGCAGAAGCAGAGAGAAGAGGCUAAGCAGAGACAGAAAGAAGCCCGUGCCAAACAGGAGCAGGCAAAGGAGGAGCGGAAGGCUGCUGCAGAAGGAUCGGCGGAUCCGCUAGACGCUGCGGCCAAAGCACGGCUCAAAGCGGACAAACUACGGCGCAAGCUGAUGAAGGAAGAGAAGCGGGUUGCUAAGGCCGAGGCGGAUGCCGAGCGGGCUCGGUUAGAGGCUGAGGCGUUGAAGAACGCAUCCGGUCAUGAUACAGGUGCUCAAGGUUCUGUCCAGGAGGCUGCCCCCAGGGCGGAAGGGGCGGAUGAGUCUGCCACUGUGAAAGACGCCAUUGCUGUUGAGCCUUCUGAUGAAGCUACCGCUGCCUCUCAUGUCCUUCCGGAGGGCGUGUCUGCAGCCCCUGGAGAGAAUGGCACACAGGGUGUUCAAGGCAUGGAGAUAGACGCUGCCGCGUCGAUAUCGGAGAUGUCUGAUACGAGCGACGAGACGUCCUCGAGCGGAUCGGACUUGUCAUCGGACGAUUCAUGGGACAGCGGAAGCGAUAGUGGCAGCGAUGGCGAUAGUGAUUCCGCCCCGGAGGAAGUAUCGUCCCGACGAGACGGGCCUGAGCGGGUGCCACCGCCCCCACGGGAGGCGCCGAAGAAGAAAUUAUGCCAUAACUUUGUCCAAAAAGGUCGUUGUUCACGGGGUGACCAGUGCCGCUUCUCCCACGACGUGUCGACAGCCAAGGCACAGACGAAGCCGGCGGGCAAGAACGUCAAGGAGAAGACCGGGCGGAAGGGGCUUCUCCAGGCGCUUCUGGCCCGCCAGCGGGACGAUGAGGAUCAACGAGUUAUGCAGACGAUCAUGUGGCUCGGCGAACAUGGGAUGCUCGACACUCCCGACGAGCCUGGACAGGAGACGACCGGUGAAGUCAAGGCAGAAUCCGCCGCCGGUCUUCCUCCUCGUCCUCCUUCUCCUCAUCCUGAGGCGACGACUGAGAAUGUCAUCGCAUCUGGAGCGGAGACAACUGCCGUCACGAAUGCGGAAUGAUUGAUGUACUCUAUUUCUUCUUGGCCUAUCCAACUCUGCCCGUAUAUUAUUUGCUGGCAGUGUCUAUACACGGCGUUCUAUGUGGGAGAUCGGGCGACAUAAAAAGACAGGACAUACGGUAGACUCUAGCUGUGGAUGAUCUUUAGAGGCAAAAAAAGCUAUUAUUCUCAUCCCGUCGCUUUAUCUUUCCUGGUGUUCCAGUAAUUAGUAUUAUUAUUAUUAUUAUUAUUAAGUUAGUUAUCGUCGGG